Messenger RNA from Platichthys flesus (European flounder), 1521 nucleotides. RefSeq names its product phospholipase A2, group XIIA (gene pla2g12a). Gene Ontology annotation, biological process: lipid catabolic process; phospholipid metabolic process; arachidonate secretion. Lineage: Eukaryota; Metazoa; Chordata; Actinopteri; Pleuronectiformes; Pleuronectidae. The record is from RefSeq and is a predicted model, not a curated record. Gene Ontology annotation, cellular component: extracellular region. Gene Ontology annotation, molecular function: calcium ion binding; A2-type glycerophospholipase activity. The transcript is spliced from 4 exons. The coding region runs from base 200 to 784 and encodes 194 amino acids.
GCCAGCGGUCACGUGACAGCGUUCAACCCGGAAACGUCAACCUCCCGGCUGCGUCAGGUGGGAUAACGCGCUGAGGUGACGUGAAAACAAGUUGAAGUCGAACUUGAGAUGACGCGGAGACAAGUCACUGAGAAGUAACCAACGCGAAGUCGAGCCAACUUGUCGGGUUCGGGUCUGUGAGCCGGACGCGACGGGCACCAUGUUGUGCCACAGGGGCCUGGUCCGUGUUGUCCUGCUGGGGCUGCUCUGCUGCGGGGGUUUCACACGUGUGUUCGCCUGGAAGCAGGAGCAGGAGACUCCGGACUGGAGACUCACCCUGAAAACCAUCCGCAACGGGAUUCACAAGAUCGACACGUACCUGAACGCAGCACUGGACCUGUUCGGAGGGGACGACGGGCUGUGCCAUUACAGGUGUAGUGAUGAUUACAAGCCGGUGCCUCGUCCUGGGUACAAGCCGCCGCCACCCAAUGGAUGUGGCUCCCCGCUCUUUGGAUUCAAGUUUGACAUAGGCAUCCCGUCCAUGACCAAAUGCUGUAACCAGCACGACCGCUGCUACGACAUGUGCGGCCGAGAGAAGCACGACUGCGAUGAGCAGUUCCAGUACUGUCUGGAGACCAUCUGCAUGAAUGUGCAAAAAACUCUGGGUUUGGAUCAGAGUGUACAAGCUUGUGAGACGACGGUGAAUCUGCUGUUCGAUGCCGUGAUGCACAUGGGAUGUAAACCGUACCUGGACAGCCAGAGAGACUCCUGUGUGUGUCAGUAUGAACUGAAGAAGGAACUGUGACACUGCCACAGAAACAGGAUUGUUAAAGACUGGUUCAGAUGCACAACUCCGAGAGAGGGACCCCAGCAAAAUCCUUCUGGUUCACAAUCAAAGACUUUCUCAGGGAUAGAGUCUGGAUAGUGUUGCCCCGCCCCCUUCUCGUCUGAAUUUGAGAAACACACUUCUGUUAGACAAGUAAAUGUGAAAUUACACUACUUUAUCUUUGUUGACAAUUAAUGUAUUUCCUGUGCAGUUAAUUAUUUAUAUUUUCAAAACUGUGUGAUAUUUGUGGGUUUUCCUGGGUUUUGAAUGUGAAGGACAAAGGAACAAAGCUAAUUCAGUUUAACCUGGAGGAUUUUAGUUGGUGUAAGAAUACAGAGGAUAUUUUAUAAUAUAUAAGGUUUUCCAAGGUUUGAAUGUAGCAUUUGUUUCUGUGAAUGAGCAACUGAUUUUCAACUCAGCAUAACAAACUAAUUUAACAGUCUCACCAUAUCUUUAUAUUCCCCUAUAAUUAUCGUCACUUUACUUUGUUAUGUGCAGGAAACUUUCAAUAAAUUAUUAUGUAAAAAAAGCCCCAUACCCCAUGGGCUUAAUAGGAACAUGUGAUUGCAUCUAAAACAAUUUUGUAUUUGUUUUUGACUUUUAUAAAAUCAAAAAGUAUCACAUGAAGGGGAACGCACUGUGUGAUGACAUUGUGGCGAAGCACUGGAUUCAAAUGUCAUCAAAAUAAAUAAACGUAUCAUUGUGUACUACAGUCA